Molecule: messenger RNA, 1392 nt
Organism: Salarias fasciatus (jewelled blenny)
Lineage: Eukaryota; Metazoa; Chordata; Actinopteri; Blenniiformes; Blenniidae
Product: voltage-gated potassium channel subunit beta-2-like
Exons: 15
Coding region: 1-1377 (458 amino acids)
Biological process (GO): regulation of action potential; transmembrane transport; potassium ion transport
Cellular component (GO): juxtaparanode region of axon; cytoplasm; voltage-gated potassium channel complex
Molecular function (GO): potassium channel regulator activity; transmembrane transporter binding; voltage-gated potassium channel activity
Source: RefSeq, a predicted model, not a curated record
AUGAGCAGUGUGGUCCAGAACCCCUACAUCGGCCGGACGCUGAGCGCUCGGAUGCCCAAACCCGGCACCGGGACCGGGGGAGGGGCUCCUCCGGGUCGGGAGGGCGGCGGGAUUUACCGGAGCGGCAGCGUGAGCAGCGGCAGCGGAGGCUCUGGAGGCCGCAUCCUGUCCCUGGCCUCCAUGAGCGAGAGCGUGCAGAGCGGCCUGGGCUGCUUCCUGUCGGAGGCUCUGGAGCAGGAGGAGCGGCAGCAGCGCAGCCGCCAGCUGGCCGACCUGCAGCGGCUCCGGGAGGUCCGGGCCGCCGCCCAGCUCAAGAACCUGGAGGACUUCCUCAAGAUGAACCACGUCUCGCUCAAGGACACCACGUCUUAUUCCACCGGUAUGAUCUACAGAAAUCUGGGGAAGUCGGGGUUGAGGGUCUCCUGUCUUGGACUCGGGACAUGGGUUACCUUCGGUGGUCAGAUCACAAAUCAGGUUGCUGAGGAGCUGGUGACGCUGGCCUACGAGAACGGAAUCAACCUGUUCGACACGGCUGAAGUCUACAGCGCCGGCAAGGCCGAGGAGGUGCUGGGAGGCGUCAUCAAGAAGAAAGGAUGGAGGCGUUCCAGUUUGGUGAUCACCACUAAAAUCUUUUGGGGAGGAAGAGCGGAGAUGGAAAGAGGACUCUCCAGGAAACACAUCAUUGAAGGCCUGCGAGCCUCGCUGGACAGACUGCAGCUGGAGUACGUAGACGUGGUGUUCGCCAACCGGCCCGAUCCCAGCACGCCCAUCGAAGAGACGGUGAGGGCCAUGACCCAUGUGAUCAACCAGGGCAUGGCCAUGUACUGGGGAACCUCCCGCUGGACCUCCAUGGAGAUCAUGGAGGCCUACUCCGUGGCCCGCCAGUUCAACCAGAUCCCCCCCAUCUGCGAGCAGGCGGAGUACCACAUGUUCCAGAGGGAGAAGGUGGAGGUGCAGCUGCCCGACCUCUUCCACAAGAUCGGCAUCGGGGCGAUGACCUGGUCUCCGCUGGCCUGUGGGAUCCUGUCUGGGAAGUACAGCGUGGGCGUUCCUGCUCAGUCUCGAGCCUCGCUGAAGGGCUACCAGUGGCUGAAGGACAGGAUCCUGAGCGAGGAGGGCAGCCGCCAGCAGCUGAAGGUGAAGGAACUGCAGGCGGUGGCGGAGCGGCUGGGCUGUACGCUGCCUCAGCUGGCCAUUGCCUGGUGUCUGAGGAACGACGGGGUGAACGCCGUCCUGCUGGGAGCCUCCAGAGCCGAUCAGCUGAUGGACAACAUCCGAGCUGUUCAGGUUCUGCCAAAGUUAUCGCUCUCGGUGGUUUCUGAAGUGGACGGUAUCCUGGGAAACAAGCCCAACAGUAAAAAAGACUUCAGGUCCUAAGAGACCUGGUGACGG